UACAAUUUGUUUUGAUUUUUCUCAGUGAAACACGUGUGAACGAAGUUUUCGUUUUUGCUUCUUGUUUUAAAUUAAAAUUACAAUUAUUUAUUAAUAAUGGGUCGUAAAUUUGUAAAGAAAAAUAAACCACAACCUUUAGAAAUUGUUCCAAUGGAUGAAAAUCCACCUUUACCACCGCAAAGGUCAUCUGAUGAAACUUUGCCGAAAAGGGAAAAAUGGGUUAAUAAGCAACGCGUCUUAGUGUUUGCAGCUCGAGGUAUUAAUCACAGAGACAGACAUUUAAUGCGUGAUAUAAAAACACUGAUGCCACACCAUCGACCAGAAUCUAAAAUGGAAAGGUCCAAAACUCUUUCAGUUAUUAACGAAAUGUGUGAAAUGAAGCACUGUAAUAAGACUAUAUUGUUCGAGGGUAGACGAAAACGCGAUCUUUAUAUGUGGGUAUCUAAUAUACCGAAUGGUCCAUCAGUUAAAUUUCUUGUAGAGAAUAUACACACAAUGGCUGAAUUAAAAAUGACUGGCAAUUGCCUACGCGGAUCGCGUCCUCUACUUUCUUUUGAUGCUAAGUUUGAUGAAGUUCCAUUUUUAAAAUUAAUUAAAGAGCUUUUCACGCAAACGUUUGCUGUACCAAAUCACCAUCCUAAAAGCCAACCAUUUAUAGAUCAUGUCUUCACGUUUACAUAUUUAGAUAAACGUAUAUGGUUCCGUAACUUUCAAAUAUUAUCUGAAGAUGGUGGUUUAGCUGAGGUAGGACCAAGAUUUGUUAUGAAUCCUGUAAAAAUAUUUGAAGGAUCUUUCUCCGGAAAUACGCUUUGGGAAAACGCAGAUUACAUCAGUCCUGCGAAACAUCGUCAAGCCCUUAAGAAAGUGGCUAAAGAAAAAUAUGUUAGCAGAGUAGAUCAAAAAGUACGUCAAAAAGCUACGCAACCACAAAAUGCCUACGAGGGCUUAGAAAACGAUGAAUUAUUUGAAAAUGACGAUCCUAUCAAAAUAGCAAAACUCUUAGCAGAAAAAGCAAAACAAAAGGUUCAAAAAGAUGUUAUUAACAAAAAGAAACCUAAGGAGGCAUUAACAAAGAAAAUAAAGGAAAAACAAUUGAAAGCUGCUUGUGAAAUUAUAGAGAAAAAGAAAGGAAAAACAAAAAUUACA
Molecule: messenger RNA, 1146 nt
Organism: Teleopsis dalmanni
Lineage: Eukaryota; Metazoa; Arthropoda; Insecta; Diptera; Diopsidae
Product: ribosome biogenesis protein BRX1 homolog
Exons: 3
Biological process (GO): rRNA processing; ribosomal large subunit assembly
Cellular component (GO): nucleolus
Molecular function (GO): rRNA binding
Source: RefSeq, a predicted model, not a curated record